AUGCAGAAGGGUGGCGCAGCUGCAAGCACGGUAUCUGAGGUGGCCGCGCCGCCUGUCGAUGGCAAGGAUAUCUGGUUAGCGACGGAUGCCCUGCAAAAGACAAAUGCGAUGCGCAACUACUUCCAACUCGAGCGAGACCGCAUCAUCGCCUUCUGGAACAUCUCCAAGAAGGAGCUCGAGGGCGUCAAGGAGUCGAUUCGUGAAAAGGAGCAGGAGAAGGCAGAGCAGGCGGAGCGGCAUGAGGUGGAGAAGCAAAUCUUCAAGCAGAAGAUCCGCCACCUGCUGUACGAAAACCAAGUUCAUGUGUCUACCAUGAAGGAGGAGGCACAUCGUGCGCUGACGAGUCGGGAGGAGGAGUACCGCGCGAAGGAGAGCAACGUUGCUCGAAACCUGCGCGACACCAAGCUGGCGGACCGUGAGCUGGAGGUGCGGCAUCUGGAGCAGCAGCGCGCUCUGCUUACUCAGCAGGACAAGGAAAUCGCGGAGCAGCAAUCGAACUUUGAGCGAGAGAUCAAAGAGAUGCACCUCAAGUAUGAACACCUUCUAAAGAGUUUGCGCGAGGAGAUGGACGAGGCCCGGAAAGAGGAGCUCGCUCGCAUUGAGGAACGUAAGGAGAGGCACAUCGCGGAGUUGAAGGAGACCCACGAGCGCACCUUCAAAGAGAUCAAGGACUACUUCAGCGAGAUCACCUCAAACAACUUAGAAACCAUUCGCACUCUCAAAGAUGAGGUGUGCGCUCGAAAGCGGACCGAAACCCACAAUGAGCGCACUAUGUACGAAGUGGCGCAGCGGAACAAGAGACUCACCGAGCCGCUCGCCAAGCUGCAAAGCCAGAAGAAGUCCCUCGAGUCGGAGCUGGAGAACUACUUGUCGAACAAGGAGGCCCUCGCAGAGGUGAAGCGGAGCAUCAAGGAUACCCAGCAGGAAAUCCAGACCAUUUCCUGGGAGCACGAGGUCCUCUUGCAACGUUACACGAAACUCGUCGAAGACCGCGAUAUUAUAUUGAAAAAGUACAACGCUAUGCUCCAAGAUAUCCAGCGCAAGUCCGCCUUCCGACGUGUGCUUAUCCAAAAGAAGCUGGAGCUGGUGCAGACGCAGUUGGACGGACGCGAUGCGAAGCUGACGGAGCUACUGAAACGCGCUAACGUGAACCCGGAUGACAUGAAGGAGUUAGAGCAGAAGGUGCACGACAUUAUCUCGGAGAAGGACAAGACGGUCGAGGACCUGAAGCAGCUGCUGCUCCGCCUCACCACCCAAAGCGAGCGCGUUGUCGCCACGUACGAGUCCUACAUGGAAUGUAAUGGUGUUUCGGGGUGGGUCGGCACCCCAGGCUCCACAUCUGUGGCAGCGUCGGUUUGCGCAUGA
Messenger RNA from Leishmania braziliensis MHOM/BR/75/M2904, 1365 nucleotides. Its product is annotated as trypanin-like protein. The coding region runs from base 1 to 1365 and encodes 454 amino acids. The transcript has a single exon. Gene Ontology annotation, molecular function: small GTPase binding; microtubule binding. Gene Ontology annotation, biological process: cell motility. Gene Ontology annotation, cellular component: motile cilium; Golgi apparatus; microtubule. Lineage: Eukaryota; Euglenozoa; Kinetoplastea; Trypanosomatida; Trypanosomatidae. The record is from RefSeq and is a predicted model, not a curated record.